UGCUAAACAAGAGAAGAAUGGCCUUUGCUAUGGUGGGAGAGGCUCUCAUCUCUGCUUCUGUGCAAACCUUGUUGGAUAGGAUUACUUCUUCAGAGUUUCGAGAUUACUUUGCCAACAGAAAGCUCAAUGUUUCUCUCUUGGAUGAGCUGAAGAUAAAGUUGUUGUCACUCAAUGCUGUGCUGAAUGAUGCUGAGGAAAAACAGAUCACUGAUCUUGCAGUGAGGGCAUGGCUUGAUGAGCUCAAAGAUGCUGUCUUAGAUGCUGAGGACUUGUUGGAUGAAAUCAACACAGAUUCUUUGAGGUGCAAGGUGGAGGGAGAAUCUAAAACCUUCACUAACCAGGUCAGAUCAUUCCUUUCUUCUCCCUUUAAUCAAUUUUAUCGGAGCAUGAAUUCCAAGCUUGAAGCAAUAUCUACAAGGCUAGAACAUUUUGUGAAACAUAAAGAUAUUCUUGGUUUGCAAAGUGUUUCUAGAAGAGUAUCUUCCAGAACAGUUAAAGAUUCAUUGGUUGAAUCUGUUGUUGUUGCAAGGGAAGAUGACAAAGAGAAGCUCCAGAGAAUGCUUUUAUCUGAUGAAGAUGGGAAGAAGAAUCAUAUGGAAGUGCUGACAAUAUUGGGCAUGGGUGGUCUGGGAAAAACAACACUAGCUCAAUGUCUUUAUAAUGAUAAUGCAGUGCAGAAACAUUUUGAUUUGACAAUUUGGGCAUGGGUAUCUGAUGAUUUUGAUGUGUUUAGAGUUACAAAGACAAUUGUUGAAUCUGUCACUUCUAAAAAGAGUGAUAGUACUAAUUUAGAUGCACUUCGGGUUGAAUUGAAAAACAACUUAAGAGAUAAAAAAUUCUUGCUUGUGCUGGAUGACCUUUGGAAUGAAAAAUACAAUGACUGGAAUCAUUUAAUAGCACCUUUUACAAGUGGAAAGAAGGGAAGUAAGAUCAUUGUGACAACCCGACAACAUAGAGUUGCACAAAUAACACAUACAUUUCCCAUAUGUGAGCUGAACCGUCUAACAGAUGAAAAUUGUUGGUGUAUACUUGCAAAACAUGCAUUUGGAAAUGAAGGAUUCAUCAAAUAUCCGAUGCUAGAAGAAAUUGGUAGAAAAAUCGCAAGAAAAUGCGAUGGCCUACCACUAGCAGCUAAAACAUUGGGAGGUCUUUUGAGAUCAAUUGUUGAUGUAGAGGAAUGGAAUAGAAUUUUGAAAAGCAACUUAUGGGCACAUAAUGAUGUUACACCUGCUUUACGCAUAAGUUAUCUUCAUCUUCCGGCACAUUUGAAAAGAUGUUUUGCUUAUUGCUCAAUUUUUCCCAAACAACAUUUGUUGGAUAGGAAGGAAUUGAUUUUGUUAUGGAUGGCUGAAGGCUUUCUUCAACAAAUCCAUGGAGAGAAAUCAUUAGAAUCAGCAGGGGAUGAAUGCUUUAAUGAAUUAUUAUCUAGAUCUUUAAUUGAAAAAGACAAAGCUAUAACAGAGGAAAAGUUUCGAAUGCAUGACCUCACAUAUGAUUUAGCUAGACUAGUAUCGGGAAAAAGUUCUUACAACUUUGAUGGUGAUGAAAUCCCAAGAACUACUCGUCAUUUAGCAUUUCUUAAAGAAUAUUUGUGUAUGAGCUGA
Molecule: messenger RNA, 1604 nt
Organism: Cajanus cajan (pigeon pea)
Lineage: Eukaryota; Viridiplantae; Streptophyta; Magnoliopsida; Fabales; Fabaceae
Source: RefSeq, a predicted model, not a curated record